Molecule: messenger RNA, 366 nt
Organism: Perkinsus marinus ATCC 50983
Lineage: Eukaryota; Perkinsozoa; Perkinsida; Perkinsidae
Exons: 2
Coding region: 1-366 (121 amino acids)
Molecular function (GO): transmembrane transporter activity
Source: RefSeq, a predicted model, not a curated record
AUGUCUACCAAUGGCGUCACCGGCUCGAACGUCUCUCAAGUGAUCACCGCGGAGCUUUCAUCCGAUGAUACACGAGAGCGUUCAGCACGGAGGCUAGCAUUUACCUCGUUGACUCGCUCCGACAAGGGUGUUCGCUUUUUCCUCGACCUGUUCAUAGUGUACGUGUCGGUCAUCAUAGACUUCAUGGGCUAUACCCUAUUGGCGCCUCUGCUCUCUACCAUAGUUGACCAACUGGGCAGUGGUGGGUUCUCUGAUGACGCCUUUGCAGCGUCGUGGUUGAUGGCGAUGUACGGCCUUGGUCAGUUUAUCUCUGUGAUGAUAAUGGGCCCCCUCUCGGACCGAUUUUGCGACUGUGUAACGGCUUGA